Prorocentrum cordatum is the source of this 907-nucleotide messenger RNA. The record is from the annotation of a GenBank genome assembly. Lineage: Eukaryota; Dinophyceae; Prorocentrales; Prorocentraceae.
CGCCCCCCAUGAAUAAGCGCCCGAACCCCAGCACUGGCUCCAACCAGCAGACGGGGGGGGAAGAGCCCCCCCCGUCGCCACGGCUGCGCGCGGCUCGAACGACUCGUCGCUGUUGGCCCGGGUAUGGCUCCUGGGGAGCGAUGUUGGGGGAUUUUGCGUUCUUCCUACCUGCUGGACGAUUUUCUGUGGGCCCAUCCAGCUCGGACCCCCCGGCCGCCUCCAAUGGCAGAGUGUCAUGAAGACCUUGUCGAAGGAUGUAAAGUACCUGGUGGAGACUGGCAAAAUGUGGAAGGCCAAGGACUUGAACGAGCGGAUCGGAAUAUCCUGCAACGACCCAGCGCUCCCCACAGGCGCCAUGCGGGACGCGUGCGGCUACAUGAUACAGGCGCAUGGCAAGGCCAUCGCUGCGGAGGUGGAAGAGCACUGGACAGAAGAGUCAGACAAGUUUGAGGAGGACCUCGUGCCGGAUGAGUUCUGCAAAUCGGUCGGCGCUUGCAAGGAGGGACAACAGACGCUCAGCCAGAUUAUGGCUGAGAGUUCCCGGAAGGACAAGAUAGAGAAAGAGGCGAAAGCGGAUAAAGAAGCCAGCAUGAAGUUGGCGAAGGAGGCGCUUAGAGAAGGUGGUGCGGGCGACCUUGUGAAAGAGUUGAACAAAGAAGACAAGAUGAGGAAGAAGAAACAGGCUAAGCUCGACAAGACAAUACAUGACAGGGCCCAAGCACACGGUGCCGACCCGAAGGAUAUGUUGAAGAUGGACAAGGAGGAGGGAUUCAAGAAAGCAAAGGAGAGAAUGAGAUCUGGUGCGGCGGAGGGAAUUCUGAACCAGAUGCAACAGGAUGUCCCAGAUGUUCUCAAAAAGACCGCGGCAAAGAAAGAAAGUAUGGCAGCGUCGCAUACCGAGCUGUGA